Haliotis rubra (blacklip abalone) is the source of this 1338-nucleotide messenger RNA. Its product is annotated as histone H4 transcription factor-like. Gene Ontology annotation, molecular function: DNA-binding transcription factor activity, RNA polymerase II-specific; RNA polymerase II transcription regulatory region sequence-specific DNA binding. Bases 87 to 1325 code for a protein of 412 amino acids. NCBI's taxonomy places the organism in Eukaryota, Metazoa, Mollusca, Gastropoda, Lepetellida, Haliotidae. Gene Ontology annotation, biological process: regulation of transcription by RNA polymerase II. The transcript has 10 exons. The record is from RefSeq and is a predicted model, not a curated record. Gene Ontology annotation, cellular component: nucleus.
CGUCACUGUUGAGAACGAUUGAAAACGCGGGAGAAACUUCUUCGCUUUGUGAAAUUUCUAUCGUUAAUUAGUGGUGAGUCGCUGUUAUGGCUGACACCCAGAAGAAGAAAGCCAGUAUCCGUGUGGACGUGGCAGACAGUGAGCUGGUGUACGACUGUGAGUGGGGUGAUUGUGACGAGCAGUUCACGGACAUCCCAGACUUCCUCCGUCACAUCGGAAUUCACAUUUGGAACCUUGUUUCCACAGCAACGUCUGAAGAGAAAGGAUUCUCCUGUGGUUGGCGUGACUGUGGGACUCAGAUACUCGGUGACAAGCAUGACUUCAACCGUCACGUGUAUUUCCACGCCUUCCACGUGAAGCUGAAGUGUGUGGGAGCCGUGGUCAUCAAGAAGACGAGAUACCCAGUGUGCACCAUCGACGGGCAGAGUCGGAACUGGAUCCCAGAGCUGCCCGAGAGUCUACAGUGUGGCUGGACAGCAUGUGGGGCUGUGUGUGACAAUCCUGUGAUAUUCUACAACCAUGUGGCCAACCACUGCGAGGAAUUCCCCAACGGCAACAACAUCAAAGGAGGCUGUCAGUGUAGAUGGACAGACUGUGAUACCCGUUUUAAGAGCAAGCACAAGCUUCGAGAACACCUACGCAGCCACACUCAGGAGAAAGUAGUUGCCUGUCCCACGUGCGGGGGCCUCUUCGCCAGUCGCACCAAAUUCUUUGACCAUCUUACAAGACAGAAGGAAACAGUCGUGCGAUGCUACCAAUGUUCCCACUGCAACAAGAGGUUUGCCACAGAACGGAUACUGAGGGACCACAUGCGGCACCAUGUGAACCACUACAAGUGCCCCUUCUGUGACAUGACGUGUCCGGCACCAUCGGGGCUGCGUACCCACAUCCGCUACCGUCACACCAUGGAGAAGCCAUACAAGUGUGCCCACUGUGAACACUGUGCCAAGAGUGGUGCGGACCUGCGGCGCCACCUGGAGAGUCACAGCAAGGACUGCCUGUUCCAGUGCCACAUUGACAAGUGUCGGUACAAGGCCCGCUCGUACACCAGUCUCACCAACCACUACAAGAAGGAGCACCAGAUACUCGACACAGCUCGCUACUUCUGCCACGUGUGUGAGAAGAGGUUCACACGAGGCAACCAGCUAACCAAGCACCUCAAGAAACAACACAAGUUCAAAUGGCCUCCUGGACACUCUCGAUUCAGGUAUAAAGUCCACGAGGAUGGCACACUGCGACUCCAAACCAUACGAUAUGAGAGCAUUGAGGUUUCAGACGAGAUAAUGGACAGCGAAUCUAUGCAAGAUGAUUCUCACGAAGUCUGAGUCCUCCAAGAAG